AUGUCUCCCCCAGGUACAUUUCUUGUGUUGAUUGUGACGCUAGCGGCUGCCGGGCACGUUAGUGCGCAGAGCGACCAGACUAAACUCGCCAGGGCAAGCUCAGAGUUCGGUUUAAGCCUUUUCAAGGAACUGUGCUCUACCAGGAAGCCUCAAGAAAACGUCUUCUUCUCCCCAAGCAGCAUCUUCGCAGCGCUGACCAUGGUCUACGCUGGUGCAAAGGGUAGGUCUGCCGCGGAACUUGAGACUGUCCUAGGCCUACGCAGGGCAAAAAUCACGACGCGGGACGCCGUUCUCGGGGUGUUCAGGACGUACCUGAAUGACCUCCAGUCGCCCAACGUGACCGUGAAUAAUGCCAACGCAGCUCUGGUCGACAAAAGGCUUAGAAUUCUCGAGAGCUACAAGCGAGACCUGGCUAAGACUUUUGGUGCCGAGGUUCGGUCUGUUGAUUUUGAGAACAAUCUGAAAAAAGUUGUGUCGGAAAUUAACCAGUGGGUCAAGACGAAGACAAAAGGCAAAAUUUCCGAUAUCGUUGGCGAAGAUUCCUUACGCGAGGCAGUGAUGGUCCUCAUGAACGCUAUAUAUUUUAAAGGCUCAUGGAAGAACGCCUUCGACACCAAACAAACAGCUAAUUUUCCGUUCUACAAUGAAGGCAUAAAAACUGUCCAGGUGAAAACAAUGACAUGCAGGAGUCGUAUGAAGUAUCGUGCCCUGCCAGAGCUCAAGUCUCAAGCCGUCCAGCUUCCAUACUCCGGGGACCAGUACAGCAUGGUCAUUCUACUUCCAAACAACAGGACCGGACUUCCUCAGCUCAUACGAGCCCUCUCGGUCAGAACACUUCUGACUCUUCAGAAGAAACUGUAUCAGUACGAAGUGAAACUCAGACUCCCGAAGUUCGAGCUAAGAACAAGUUACAAGCUUGGAGAUCCGUUGCAGAAGCUCGGCUUAACAUCCAUAUUCAGCGCUAAGGCCGACCUAUCGGGGAUCUCAAGUGAUGUGAAACUCAAAGUGUCAGAUGUUGUGCACAAAGCUAUGGUGGGUGUGAGCGAAGAAGGGACCGUCGCAGCCGCUGCUACGAAAUUCCAGUUGGCAGCUCUCAGCGGCCGCAGAUAUCCUAUUCCAGAGUUUUACGUCGACCACCCUUUUUUAUUUUUCAUCUGUGACACUGUAAAACAGCGCAUCCUCUUUAUUGGUGCGGUUCAUAACUUGUGA
This is a messenger RNA of Ixodes scapularis (black-legged tick), 1209 nucleotides long. RefSeq names its product intracellular coagulation inhibitor 3-like. Bases 1 to 1209 code for a protein of 402 amino acids. The record is from RefSeq and is a predicted model, not a curated record. The transcript has a single exon. Gene Ontology annotation, molecular function: serine-type endopeptidase inhibitor activity. Lineage: Eukaryota; Metazoa; Arthropoda; Arachnida; Ixodida; Ixodidae.